Arabidopsis thaliana (thale cress) is the source of this 2262-nucleotide messenger RNA. RefSeq names its product Protein phosphatase 2C family protein (gene ABI2). NCBI's taxonomy places the organism in Eukaryota, Viridiplantae, Streptophyta, Magnoliopsida, Brassicales, Brassicaceae. The transcript has 3 exons. Gene Ontology annotation, molecular function: cation binding; protein serine/threonine phosphatase activity. The record is from RefSeq and is marked reviewed. The coding region runs from base 579 to 1517 and encodes 312 amino acids.
AAACAUCUCACAUUGUGCUAUUUUUUUUAAUAAAUAAAGACCUCUCUCUUUAAAACUGAUUAUCCCCUAAACUAUUUGUUUGUGAGAAAGAAAGAGAAAAAAAAGUUUUUUUGGUUGGAAAUUAAUUGAGGGAGAGAGAGAGUUCAGAAUCUCUAAAUGGCUGAAACGAAUUGCCCAGAAUCCAGGAAACUCUGAUUUUAGUCCUUUUUUCCUCGGGAAAACGUUUGCUUUUUCUUUUUUGUGUGUGUUUGGUUCUUUAAUUGACAAAUCUCUCUCUAUCUGUUUCAUGUGCUAGCUAAGGUUGUCUUCACUUUCCUCUAAUGAGUCAUGAGUUUCUUGUCUUCAUCUUCAUCUAAUAAAGUUAACAACACUCUCAUCAAUUUUUAUUAUGUUCAAAUCUGUCUGACUUUUCGUUCUUUUCUCUUACACCCAAGCGUUUUAACAAUCUAACAUCUGUCUCUUUGAAUACUUAGAUAUCCAACUUCAAUUUCUCUCCUUUCUCUUCCCAACUUUGAUUCCUGAUUUGGGUUUUUGUUAAAGUUCAAGAAAGUUCUUUUUUCUUUUUUUUUCCUCCUUUAAUGGACGAAGUUUCUCCUGCAGUCGCUGUUCCAUUCAGACCAUUCACUGACCCUCACGCCGGACUUAGAGGCUAUUGCAACGGUGAAUCUAGGGUUACUUUACCGGAAAGUUCUUGUUCUGGCGACGGAGCUAUGAAAGAUUCUUCCUUUGAGAUCAAUACAAGACAAGAUUCAUUGACAUCAUCAUCAUCUGCUAUGGCAGGUGUGGAUAUCUCCGCCGGAGAUGAAAUCAACGGUUCAGAUGAGUUUGAUCCGAGAUCGAUGAAUCAGAGUGAGAAGAAAGUACUUAGUAGAACAGAGAGUAGAAGUCUGUUUGAGUUCAAGUGUGUUCCUUUAUAUGGAGUGACUUCGAUUUGUGGUAGACGACCAGAGAUGGAAGAUUCUGUCUCAACGAUUCCUAGAUUCCUUCAAGUUUCUUCUAGUUCGUUGCUUGAUGGUCGAGUCACUAAUGGAUUUAAUCCUCACUUGAGUGCUCAUUUCUUUGGUGUUUACGAUGGCCAUGGCGGUUCUCAGGUAGCGAAUUAUUGUCGUGAGAGGAUGCAUCUGGCUUUGACGGAGGAGAUAGUGAAGGAGAAACCGGAGUUUUGUGACGGUGACACGUGGCAAGAGAAGUGGAAGAAGGCUUUGUUCAACUCUUUUAUGAGAGUUGACUCGGAGAUUGAAACUGUGGCUCAUGCUCCGGAAACUGUUGGGUCUACCUCGGUGGUUGCGGUUGUCUUUCCGACUCACAUCUUUGUCGCGAAUUGCGGCGACUCUAGGGCGGUUUUGUGUCGCGGCAAAACGCCACUCGCGUUGUCGGUUGAUCACAAACCGGAUAGGGAUGAUGAAGCGGCGAGGAUAGAAGCUGCCGGUGGGAAAGUAAUCCGGUGGAACGGGGCUCGUGUAUUUGGUGUUCUCGCAAUGUCAAGAUCCAUUGGUAAUUAUUUAACUUUCUCUUGAUAAUGAUCCAUGAAUUUGGUUCUUUUAGUUGUUUCCUUACAUUACAACCCGUCGCGAACAGGCGAUAGAUACCUUAAACCGUCAGUAAUUCCGGAUCCAGAAGUGACUUCAGUGCGGCGAGUAAAAGAAGAUGAUUGUCUCAUCUUAGCAAGUGAUGGUCUUUGGGAUGUAAUGACAAACGAAGAAGUGUGCGAUUUGGCUCGGAAACGGAUUUUACUAUGGCAUAAGAAGAACGCGAUGGCCGGAGAGGCUUUGCUUCCGGCGGAGAAAAGAGGAGAAGGAAAAGAUCCUGCAGCAAUGUCCGCGGCAGAGUAUUUGUCGAAGAUGGCUUUGCAAAAAGGAAGCAAAGACAAUAUAAGUGUGGUAGUGGUUGAUUUGAAGGGAAUAAGGAAAUUCAAGAGCAAAUCCUUGAAUUGAAAAAGAAGGUUUGGAAGAAAAGUGAAAAAAAAAGUUUUGAUGGUGGGUAAAAAUUCUCUUUAGUGAAAAAAGAAAGAUAAAACAACAGGUAAUAAUUACAUUGUAAUAUUAAUUUCCUGCUUAAAUUUGUUAUUUACUUUCUUAGUCUUCCCACCAUUAUUUAAUCUUUUUAUAUUUAUUUUACUAACAUGAUAUAUAUAAUGUACAUGGGAAUAGUGUAACUUCCAAACAAAAAGCCCCCUUGUAUUUUUUUUUAUCUUGGGGUUAGUUGUAAUAACACUACAUUCGUCUACGUAAAUAUUUAGUGUUAUUAUUUGAUGUUUCAUAA